Molecule: messenger RNA, 1551 nt
Organism: Fusarium fujikuroi IMI 58289
Lineage: Eukaryota; Fungi; Ascomycota; Sordariomycetes; Hypocreales; Nectriaceae
Exons: 3
Coding region: 1-1551 (516 amino acids)
Source: RefSeq, a predicted model, not a curated record
AUGGCCUCAUGGAAUUCGCUCCCGCCCGAGAUUCGUCAGAUGGUUCUCCAGUCUGCGAUUUCUCAAAGCCCAUUCCCUACGACACCUGUCUUGGCUACAGUAUCUCGAGAUUGGCAAGACUUUUUCGAGAGAUCAACAUUUAAAGACCUGGCCUUGACCAACGGUGAUUUAUAUGUUUUCGCCUCAGCUAUCAGGGGCAAUGUCACCCGACUCGGGUAUAUCAGAACCCUACGUCUGCGUAUAAAUCUCAUGCCCUAUAGUAGCCGUUCAAAAGAAAAGACUGAAAGUGCAACAAAUAUCACACAGAACAAUAGAAUCUUUACCCAAGCCUUAGCAGUUCUUCUCAAGGUCCUAUCGUUGUGGAGGGGUGAUUACGGAGGACUCGAGGUUGAGCUUGACGCACGAUCACCGAGUGAUUGCAGGUACUUUGCUUUCAUACACGAACUCCACGAUGACUUUCUCUUCCGAUUCCAAGAUGAAGACGAGCUUUUCGAUGCCGUAAAGUUGUUCUACAAAAAGAGAUACGAAGAAACAAAGAGAACAUGGGGCUCACGCAGAUCAACGUCUUCAAACUUGAUCAGGACUCUCAACGGCGAGACGAUCAGACGACUUAGGGGGCAUCACCUCGAACUCAAGCCGUCAUUGAUGAACAGAGGGUAUCCUUACUCUCAAGUUGUGCGGAAUCUACCUGCUACACCGAUUGUGAAGGGGCUUGUGAUUCGAAGGGUCGCGCCUCGACUUAUCGCACUGGAAUCCCUGGGCAAGAUUAUACGGGAGAGCUUUACGGCAUUGGAAUACUUCUCUUAUUCUACUUACAUGAAGCAAACUGAUGAUAAAGAGCGAGACUUUCUCGAUGGUCUUGCUACACAGCUACUGACCUCCCUGCCCACAACCCUCACGAGAUUUAGCUAUAGCAGAAGACCAAUUAAGGACUCAUGCGAUCCUUGGGUCAACCACCGUCCGUUAGCGCGCCUCUUCGCCCGAGCAUGUCACCGGUUUGCUGAAUUCCGCCCACCGCAGGACCUCCGCCUGGUAACAUUCUUUGACGAAAUCAUAGCGGCUGGAAGGUGUGAGGAGUCCAAGCUCAAGAAACUGUCUAUCACGAGCAUCCAUUUGCACCACGCGGCAGAACAGCGCCAUGUAACUUACUAUCUGAUGUCAGCCGCCCGCGCAGCAGCGACGAUGCCUAGCCUGCGGACCAUGGAGCUCUGGUGCUCCUACCCCUAUUAUGGAAUUUUAUUUCGGUGUGAAAUAGAUACUUACAAGGUUCAAAUCACAUGGAGAUAUCUAAAGAAUGGGCCGAGAUUUGCUCUCGAGGAGAAAGUGGUUCAAGAGUGGGAAAAGGUCGCUUCAGCUCGCCUCUUCGAUGUGAACAGCGCGCCCUUUGAUGACACUGCGGGGAAAUGGGAAAGGUCAAAGAUACUUCCAUACUUGCAUCUGAAACGGCUUGCUUAUAGUCCACUUGAAGAGGCGCAGAUAAGGGCUUUUCAGCCUGGGCAUAGAAACUGCUGGUAUGUUCCGGCGACACCUGAAUACCGCGGCGUUUAUUAA